UAUCCAGAAUACAGCUUGCAAUAAGAAUCCAGCGUCACACUUGAUUUCAGAAAUCGUCUCAAAAUCUGAAAUUUGAAACUCAAGCAGAAAAUUGUCCGCAUCAGCUUCAUCGACUGUUAAGAAAAACUUGAAGUUCAAGAAAGAAGAAAACCAGCAGCAACUACGAUGGCAUCACGGCGUCGACAAGGCUCCACAGCAGCUAAAGAAGAAACAAGAGGAAUGCAGUCUUCGUACUCUUCAUCUUCAUGCAGCAAACUGCGCGAUUCGGAAUAUCGAGAUGCUGCAGAAUCCGAAAGGCGCUUUCGAGAUGUCACCAAGAUGAGGCGAGAAAGUUUUCCUAGAAAACAAAACGCGUCGAGUUCUCACAGCAGCGAUUCAUGGAAACCAAGAUUUUCAGCAGCGACUUUAUCGAAUGACUGGCGAUCGCGUGAGGAACCAAUGUCGAUGUAUCGAUCUCGCUUCAGUAACUUCCCAAGUUGCAAUUUUACUAUCCAACGAAGGAACUGUUAUGAUGGUGCUGCUCAAAACCCAAUCAGUGGUCGGAAAUUAGAUGAUGUGGAAGAUCUUCGCAGCACAUUGAAUACCUUGGCUUCCCGUAAGAGUUCGAAUCCGACGCCAAGCUUUAUCGUGCGUCGAAGAAGCACCAUCUACCCGCUUAAAACAUUCAACAAUUGGGCUAAAGCUCGAAUCAUCCAACAUGCCAUCCCCGACGACGCUGAGCAGACGGUGGUUGUAAUGGACCUCGGUUGUGGACGAGGAAUCGAUCUCAAGAAGUGGGCCCACGCGCGAGUCCACCGCGUGUAUCUGGUUGAGGAGGACGAAUUAGAUAUGAAGGAAUGCCUGCACAGGUUCACGGAACUCAACUCCAGGUGGCCUGGUCGUCUGAAAGCUUGCUUUGUCAACAAGGAUUUUGCCUUUGACUCUAUUGUGCUUCCUGAACUGGUCGACGUCAUUUCGUGUCAGUUCUUUGUUCAGAGAGCGUUCAACUCUCUGGAAGAAGCUGAAACUAUGGCCAAAAAUGUCGCUAGAUCUCUCAAAGAUGAUGGCAAAUUCAUCGCUUCGUUGGUCAACGCAGAAAAAAUCAAGCGCUGGCUUGACAAAUUCAGAGGUGAAACACGAUGCACUAAUGGCGUCUUCACAGUUGAGCUCGCAACACCCAUUUCAGAGAGCAGCGUUGCUGAAUUUGGAACGAAGAUGCUUUUCAUGAUCGACGAUAAAGUCUUCCCCGAAAAUCUUGUGCAACUCGAGACGCUCACUAACGUGAUGAAGAAAUUUGGACUUGAACUUGUCUGGCGCCGAUCAUUUCUCGAGCUCUACGAAGAGGCUUCUCGCGACGAAGAGCAUAAGCCACUCCUUAUAAACAUGGGAGUUGAGGCGCAAGGGAAACUGAAAAUGUCCCAAGAACAAAUGGAAACCGCAGAUCUUUUCGAGGCUCUCAUGUUUCGUAAAAUUCUCCCGAUCCCAGAAGAAGUCAAUGCCACGGCGGCCACAAGCGCUUGCGUGUAGCCUGAUGGAUACCAUGGAGCCUAAAUGUGGAUCAGCGUUCGUCACUUCUGCAUUCUUGUGAAGGAAACUUUAUUUUUAUCUAAAAGGAUACGUAUUAUAUUGCUCGUUAAGUUGUAAAUUAUAGCAGUCAAAUGUCAUCGCAAUAAUUUACAGUCUACAAAGCCAUUGAAAAUUAUAGCUAUGUAAAGAUGAUGGACUUUCAACUUGAUUUUCUAUGUGAUUUUGUUCAAGAGGCGUUUGUCGAGUACAAGUUCA
This is a messenger RNA of Hyalella azteca, 1761 nucleotides long. Its product is annotated as mRNA cap guanine-N7 methyltransferase-like. NCBI's taxonomy places the organism in Eukaryota, Metazoa, Arthropoda, Malacostraca, Amphipoda, Hyalellidae. Gene Ontology annotation, cellular component: nucleus. Gene Ontology annotation, biological process: 7-methylguanosine mRNA capping. The transcript has a single exon. The record is from RefSeq and is a predicted model, not a curated record. Bases 166 to 1506 code for a protein of 446 amino acids. Gene Ontology annotation, molecular function: mRNA 5'-cap (guanine-N7-)-methyltransferase activity.